Porites evermanni is the source of this 6194-nucleotide messenger RNA. The record is from the annotation of a GenBank genome assembly. Lineage: Eukaryota; Metazoa; Cnidaria; Anthozoa; Scleractinia; Poritidae.
AUGAUCAAUAACGAUGUAUCGCAGGGCAAGGAAAGGGUGAAAGUUCCAGUGGUGAAUGAACUCGACGAUGAAAAGCCUUCAGCAUUUGGGGUAAUGUGAUAAAGGAUAUUGAGUAAACAACAACGCCGUGUUAGAAAUGUUCAUUUUUAAACCCCAAAAAUAUUGUGGCCUUAAUUUCAACUGAAAUAUUAAUUUUUACUUACUUUCAGAGGAUGGAUUUAGAAUAAGGUCAAUACUCAUCCUUUACUUGCGAGUGCGGCCGCCUGUAUUUGCCGGGUAAUAUCCCAUGUGUCCAGUCCAAAAUAGCCUGCGUGGCAGGCGUUUGAAAGGGAAGGGAAAGGGAGUUUUAGGUGCGAGAGAAACGCGAGGGGCGCGCGAGAAGGGAGGAGGGAAACGCCUGCCAGGAGACCAUUGUUUUUCUCGUUUUUAACAUCCACCAGGCGAAUGUUAAAAUCCUGAUUGGUCCGUCUUCAAAACAUGUCAAUCACAGCCUUAAUACCUUAAUCCGAUUGGCUGAAAUCAACAUCACGCUACUGAGUAACUUAAUCGAUCUUUCAGUAAUCAUUUAAAAAUAUGUUGUUAAGUGAGGCGCGAUGAGAUUUCUGUAUGGAAUUCAUCGUUUUAGAACGAUUAAAAACUGAAGGUAUCUAUUUCAGCUUGAAAGGAGAAUGGAAGAAAGCAAUUAAAAGACUCGUAUGAAGGAAAAGACAUGUCAGCUAGAUGAGUUUUGCUGACUGGUUUUGAGAAGUCUUGUCUCCCAAUGGCUUGUUUGACCCACUAGAAGAGAGAAAGGAAAAAUCAUGCUGCAUGUGUGCUUGUUAUCUGCUGUUUGACCUCAAACGCCUACCACGCAGGCUACACUUUAUCAACGACCAGAUUCUUGAAGACAAAGCGGUCUAGAUAUAAUCCUUAGCGAUUUUUGGUUUGAGGAUUUCUUCUUGCUGGUUAUAGACGUUAUAUAAAAGCCGCCAGGAACUUACUUUAAUAAUAAUAUUGUUUGCAGAAUUAGCCUUAUUGUAGGUCUUUGAAGUUUAGCUUUCUUUCCCUGCUACCAGCGUUCUUUUGUAUGCCCCGCUGGAUCCAGUUCGAGAGUCAGUAAAGUGUUUGUAAUUAAUUUCUCCGACAAACAUUGCAUGCAAGUUGGGAAGUCCAACACGAUACCUUCAGCAAAAACGUAAUAGAUUUAUGCUGGAUUUUAUGUAACAAGCCACGCAUGGUUGCGACUUUCUUCCUUCAACAGACGACCGCAUUUAUAGUUUUUUUUAAUAGUACCUUCACUUCAGAUUUCUUGUUUUAGGAAAAAAAAAAGAAAAACAGUACGCGAAAUACGACUUAAAUAAGCGCAUCGCAGCCAGACUUAUUUGACAGCUAGUCAUUCACAGUUGCGUUAUUUUUGCAUAUAUAAUUAGUGGGCGGGAUGGCGAAAACAAUGGUUUCCUGCCAGGCGUUUCCCUCCCUCCCUCCCUCCUCGCGCGCCCCUCGCGUUUCCCUCGCGCCAAAAACCCCCUUUCCCUUCCCUUUCAAAUGCCUGCCACGCAGGCUAAGUCCAAAACACAUCUCCCUGGGAUUUUCCAUUCCCCGCCGGGUUCAUGCAUGGGAAAAUUCUUCAGGAGAAAAUUAUGGGACCAUCGGAUUAAUGGCGAGUUUCCAACUGUAGAAACACCUUUCGAGGUGUAGCCAGGAUUUUUGCAGAGAUAUGCACAGUUUUACUAAAUCCAUGUGGCUUUUACUUUACAGUACACAUUAGUUUGCAUUGGUGGGCCUAAUGUAAAUGAUUCAUUCAACUCUCCAUUCUACCCUGGCUGUGAAUGUCAUCAAAUCACAUGUAUGGCAGACGUUUGCUCUUGCAUGCAAGCCUAUGGACCAUGUUAUGACAGUAGUGGAUGCCUUCAGAUUUAUAAUCAGCAGUUAACUGGUGAGUUUUCACAAGGCUAACUAGAUUGCAGUUGAAAAUUAAAGUAGUCCACAACCAAACCUCUUGUGGGUGUUUUUUGUCUAUUUAUUUUUAUUGGGCAAGGUCAAAUCGAAAAGUAAAAUAUAAAUAAAAUAAAAUAAAAUAAAAAACUAAAAUAUAGAAACAUAAAGAAUUAAAUCCCAAAAGGGAUGGGCACAAACGGGACACUCAGACCCAUGCGGGGUGCCUACGCUAGGAAAAUAUAAGGAUUUAAAAUAUACACAAAAGUGAAAUCUAGUUGUAGUAAGAGGAAAGUCUAAUUGUAGAAAAAUCUAAUUGUGCAAAAUUGUCGUCUAACUGUGGAGAAAUCUAAAAUUAAAAAAAGAAAAAGAAAAUAUAUACCUAUACAUAUCAUAUUCAGUUAGUGACAAGAACAUUCACGAGAGAUUGACCAUGAGCAGACCAUGUCCAUAUCAAAGACAUUCAUUAAAGGAGACUUGUACAAAUUCUUCAAAAAUGAUUUAAAACAGCUAAGAGAGGUAAAACCACUAGGGAAGGCUUCAUUGCAUGAGUUGUUCCACAGUUUCACAAUACGGUCAAAAUAUGAAGCUUGCAAAGUGCUGGUCUUACAGGCUGGAAUAGGAAGAUAACAGCCAGCAGACCGACCAUGACGUGUACGUGGUUGAUUGCUUUUUUUUCUUUAUCAACUUUAAAUCUCUCUUUCUUUCUCGCUGGACGAGUAUGUGCCUGGCACUGUCUUAGGCUGCAUUCCAUUGGGAUGAUCUAGAUCAAGAUCAGUGAUCUGGGAUCGCUCAAAUCAUAGUGCAUCAGAGGAACCAAUGAGGGCAGCUAAUCCGACUUAAUCCCAUUUAAUAUGACACACUCCUCGAAAGUGCGAAAAUUUUCUUGUCGUGUAUUAGAUUUCAGAUGCAUUUUCUUAAUCUUCAUUUCGCCAGAAUAAAUUAGUUUGCGCGCAAAGGGCUCCUAAAAAAUCACAAGGUUUGUCCCACCUCGAGUCCACCUUCUGGAGAUACGCCAGCUUGGUAGCUGGAAUACAUUGCCGAGGCGAAGAUCUGGCAUUUUUUCCUCCUCGUCGUAUUUUCUUCACGGCAAAUGUUUAUAUUUGUAGUGAGAAUGCAGCGCAUAUCGGUGGAUUUUACUUCAUGCGACUUGCUACUUCUGAAAGAAGAGUGCCGGAUUUCAUCGUUUUGUUCAUGUUUGUUAGUGUUGGCAAAUGUAAGGUAAAUGAACCGACCACUGUAAGGUAAGAAUUGAAGUUUUAAAUUUGUUACUCGGCGAAAAAUCGUGGAAUGGGAAUUCGUGAAACUUGUGAGUAUUACCUCUGUUACCUAAUGUCAUGCGAUGACUCCUCGCUUUUUCCUCAUGCGUAACACGGAUACAAGCGAUAAAUUUAUUUCGCAAAGUGAAGUAUAAUUUACUUAACGAGACCAUUUGACGAAUAUUUCUUGUUAUAUGCUUUAUUCAUAUUUGCUUGGCUUAUUCAGGCUACAUGCCAGGAGUUUGAUGACAAUGUUUGUGUGUUAUAAUUAUGCUGAUAAGUUUUUGCACCUUUAUAUUGAAACUCAUGAGCCAAACGUUUGUAAACUCUAGCAAAACAAUCUUCUAUUAUGGAGGAACUUUUAACGUCUUUCGGGGCCCUAAUAUGGUGUCAAAUUUUUAGGUGAAACAAAGCUUGAUUUUUGGCCAAACAGACUAUAGCUUUUUUGUCUUUGAAGAGAGCACGAGGCAAACGUCCGUGAGUACAGUGUAAGCCAGUGAUUCUUAAGGUAGAGCUAACAAAGUUAACGUAGGCUGCACUUUAGGUGGCACACCCAUGGGUGCAGUGUAACCCAGUGAUUCUUUAGGUAGAGCUAACAAACGUAGGCUGCACUUUAGGUGGCACACCCAUGGGUGCAGUGUAACCCAGUGAUUCUUUAGGUAGAGCUAACAAACGUAGGCUGCACUUUAGGUGGCACACCCAUGGGUGCAGUGUAACCCAGUGAUUCUUUAGGCAGAGCUUACAAACAUAGACUAUACAGGUGUACAUCAGAUGGCAACAAGUUUUCCAGUUAAAACUUUGUCAUAAAGUGCUACACCAUGGCACUUCGACUAUUUCAUUAUCGCGUUUGUUUUGACGCACAAUUGAUAGUCAGGAGAAGUCGUAUUGUCUAAAACCAUAGCAAAAGACAAUUUACACACAUCACAGUGUUAAGGUAAGGCAAUACACGGUAUUUCCUUCAGGUACAUUUACAUUUUCUGUUAGGUUAUAAGCGAUUAAAUCGCAUGCAGCGACGAACAAAACGCGAAGCCGUCAGAUAUUCUAGAACCGUGUUAUCUACAGUGCUGUGCAUUAUUAUUGCUUAACUAACUAACUACGCGCUGAUGGAAAUAAGUUUUGGCCGCUUUAAAUUUUGAAACAAUUCACUGGUACUGUAUAGUCAUAAUACGUAUUGGAGCGGAAAGUUAGCACGCGAGCAGGGCGAUUCUGCUGUGGUUUCUGUAAUGUAGAAGAUAUUACGGCAAUGAGGCUCCCGGGGUCCGUUCUGGAAAUCACAACUACAUGUAGGAUGAAAUGCAUUCUGCGUGCAGACGUCUCCUUUUCCAGGUUAGGUUAAAUAAACCGUACCAACGGUUUGUUUGACAAAGCUCCCGCGAGACGGUUUCUUGGUGAUUUUAUUAAUUUUUCCGAUCCAUUUUUUUUUCAGCUCUAUUUUCGCAGCUUUUGCGAUACAAACUAAAUUCAUUUUUAGUUGUGAUGACAUCACACUGCUUAAUCAUGACGGCUUUAGAAGAAACUGAAUAUAUUGCGCUUCGCGAUUUCGCAAAAUCGCUGCGGGAAUUAAAAAAAAUUUUCUUCCAAUUUCACGCUUCUUUCUCUAGUCAAUUGUCUCGUUUGUCUCGUUUUCUAAAGGUCCUUGAGAACAGAAUAAGACAAUAUUUUAUUACCGACAACCUAAAAACCUGAUUUUUGACCAGAUCGAAACAAAACUGACCUCUGAAAUGGAAGAAGAAAAGCCUUUUAUUUUUGCCGGCUUCGGCCCGCCGACGCGAUCGUGUCUGUUUUGCUUUCAUAUGAUGACAUUUUCCUGACAGAAGGGUGUCGGGAGAAACACCUCACGCCGAUCAUACGUGACAAAAUCCGCCGCGCCUAAACUAAUUAAGAAAAGUCUCCUUGAAAGCUCCAUACAAUUCCUUAUAACAAAAUUAUAAGGAAUUGUAUGGAGCUCUCCGGGAUACUUACAGUGCAAGUCCUUUGUGUCCCCUCAUGAUGAUCCAAGUGACCAACGUUUCUGAUCCGCAUCAUCUUAAAGGAACAUACCCUAAAUGUUCAUCAUAGACUAGCCUAUGAGCAAGCUGUCCAGGAUGCUCGUCAGAGCAUCCCGGAGAGGUGGCUCACUUGCUAAUCAUAGACAGUUCUCUGUCUCAAUAAGGAGAGUUAAAGAAAGUGAGUUUAAUAAGAACUGCAGGGACCAAUGUCUAGGUGUCCUUUUUGAGCAAUUGUUUGUCAUGGUGUCUCGGCACUUUGGGGAACUGUAUGCUGUCUUUAAGUGGUUUUCAUAGAAAAGAGUCGACUGUAUCAAUAUGUUUUAUCAUAUAGCUACAAUUAGUACGCGUGCUCUGGUUGGCUGUUUCUUGUAAUGACUCGGGUAUUAUUUUCUUGUAAUGAGUAAGCACGUGUCAAAGGUAUCUGUGUUUAACUUGAUAUUGGACAUCCACAUGAACUUCAAUGUUAUGGUCAAUUGACAGCUUUCAAAAAGGGUAUCUGCUAACCAGUGUCACCUGACUGUAUCGCAGGCUCUGGUGUACUACUCUUUGAGGUGACAUGUUUUUUUUUUAAAGUUAUCCGCUGACCAGUUGUUGGUUUUAAUAAUAAUUAUUGAUUGCAGGCUUAGGUCUAUAAAGAAAAGGCCAUAUAUUGAAUAACUUAUUAGCCUUGUCUAUUCGUUCAUUACAGGGAAAUCUCGGACCUUGGCCAUGAUGUAUUGACCCCGCUAUCACUUGGUCAAUACAUCAAGGUCUUGGUCUGAGAUUUCACUGUAAUGACCGAACAGAUGAGGUUAAUAACUAGUAUAUAUAUGCUGUUUUUUUUCCUCCAGAUUACUGUCAACCAGUGUUUGAAUGCAACAGUUGCUGUGCUUGCCCAGAGACUUGUCCGAACAGAGUUGUUCAGAAAGGAUUGCAGUUAAAACUCCAAGUUUUCAAGACAAAACAUAAAGGAUGGGGCUUAAAAACUCAGCAGACCAUAAGAAAAUUCACUUUUGUGUGUGAAUAUGCUGGAGAACUUAUUUCAGUGCAUAAA